Zasmidium cellare ATCC 36951 is the source of this 378-nucleotide messenger RNA. RefSeq lists its product as uncharacterized. The transcript has 2 exons. The coding region runs from base 1 to 378 and encodes 125 amino acids. The record is from RefSeq and is a predicted model, not a curated record. Lineage: Eukaryota; Fungi; Ascomycota; Dothideomycetes; Mycosphaerellales; Mycosphaerellaceae.
AUGCACCUCUCGACCACAACCGCUGCUCUCAUCAGCUUCACGCUGCUGAGACUCGCCGCCGCCGGCUGCUACAGCGGCGGUCAGUCCUGGCCGAGCGACCACGCCGGCACGCUUUCUGCAAUUCAAGCGGUGGCCAACGACUACGAAAAGCAAGGACAACUCUCCAAAGGCGAACAUCACUACACCAAAGAAGUCGGCGGUGUAUGUUUGCACUUUGUCCUCGACAACAUCUCUGGCGGGGACAGAAGUAUUGGUGCCACUGAGGCUACUGAUGGCUUCACGAAAGAAUUUCGUGGGUGUAAUUAUGGAGGUGAUACCUCUUACACCAAUUGGCGAUAUGUGCUCGACCCAAAUACAAAGACUGGCACCGUAUGCUAG